Macroventuria anomochaeta is the source of this 918-nucleotide messenger RNA. Its product is annotated as glycoside hydrolase family 17 protein. Gene Ontology annotation, molecular function: 1,3-beta-glucanosyltransferase activity; glucan endo-1,3-beta-D-glucosidase activity. Gene Ontology annotation, biological process: carbohydrate metabolic process; cell wall organization. NCBI's taxonomy places the organism in Eukaryota, Fungi, Ascomycota, Dothideomycetes, Pleosporales, Didymellaceae. The transcript is spliced from 2 exons. The record is from RefSeq and is a predicted model, not a curated record. Gene Ontology annotation, cellular component: extracellular region; fungal-type cell wall; cell surface. The coding region runs from base 1 to 918 and encodes 305 amino acids.
AUGCGUUUCUCCGCCGUCGCUGCUACCGCUCUCGCGGUCAGCCCUGCCAUUGUUGCCGCCGCCAAGGGCACCAUGGGUUUCGCGCUCGGCACCAAGCAGCCCUCCGGAGACUGCAAAACACAGACCGACUACGAGGACGACUUUGAUGCCAUCAAGAGCAGGUCUGGUGCGACUAUUGUUCGCGGAUACUCUGCUUCUGACUGCGAAUCUGCCAAGAAUAUCAUGCCCGCUGCUAAGAGCAAGGGUUUCAAGGUCGUCCUUGGUAUCUGGCCCGACGUCGAAGAAUCUUUCCAGAAGGACCUCAAGGCCAUCACCGACGUCGCAAGCACCUAUGCUGACUCGAUCUACGCCGUCACCGUCGGCUCCGAGACCCUCUACCGUGGCAACUUCACCGGCCCCGAGCUGAAGGAGAAGAUCAGCACCGUCAAGGGCAAGCUUCCGAAGGGCAUCAAGGUCGGAACCGCCGACUCCUGGAACAAGUUCGCCGACGGCACCGGCGACGCCAUCAUUGGUACCGCAGACAUUAUCAUGGUCAACGCCUUUGCCUUCUGGCAGGGCGCCUCGCGCGAGAACGCUACCCACGUCUACCUCGACGACAUGUACCAGGCGGUCACACACAUCGAGAAGGUUGCCGGUGGCCCAGACAAGAAGCCUGAGAUUUGGAACGGCGAGACUGGAUGGCCCACCGUUGAGGGAACUGACUACGACAAGGCUAAGGGUGGACUGAGCAAUGCUGAGCACUUCUACCAGCACGGAUUCUGCUCGCUGCUUGACUGGGGCUUCAACGCUUUCUACUUUGAGGUUUUCGAUGAACCCUGGAAGCCGGCUUCUAUUGGUGACAACGGCAAGGCUGCGGAUGAGACUGCUUGGGGUGCUAUGACUGCGGACAGGAAGACGAAGUUCUCGCUCAAGUGCUAA